AUUCCACCCUGUACUUCAACUCUAGACCAAACCCAACAUCCCUCUCAGCAAAAGAUUAGGAGAAAGAAGAAGAGGAAGAGAUGUCAGCAUUGAAUCAUCUGUUUGAACUCCAAGACACAAUCUGUUACGUGCAAUGUGGCUACUGCACUACAAUAUUACUUGUUAGUGUCCCAUGCAGCAGCUUAUGCAAUAAGAUAGUAACAGUGAGAUGUGGCCAUUGCACUAGCCUCCUUUCUGUUAACUUGAUGAAAACUUCUCUUGUUCCUCUUCAUCUCUUUGCUUCCCUUAACCAAUCCGAGCAAAAGCUAGAAGUUGACAAGGAGGACAUUGAUGCUAAUAAGAAGAGUGUAGACUCAGAAAUCUCAUUUGUGGCCUCAUCAGAUGAAGAAGAUCAAAUAGAGAAUGUUGUUCCAGUUUAUCAAGUCGUCAACAAACCUCCAGAGAAAAGACAACGAGCCCCAUCAGCUUAUAACUGCUUUAUCAAAGAAGAGAUCAAGAGGCUAAAGACCAUAUACCCCAACAUGACUCACAAGCAAGCUUUCAGUACCGCAGCAAAAAAUUGGGCCCACUUUCCACCAAGUCAACAUAGAGGAGAUAGAGAAAGCUGUAGCCUAGGAGACAGAAAGAUGCCAAAGAUUUCUGCUGCAAGAAACUCUCAGGUUCCAAGAGAUUGCAAUGGUUUCUUUGAAAGAAAGGAUUCAAACAUGACUCCCUCUAAUGAAUGAAGAGAUAUAGCUAUCAUCCCUACUGUAGUGGAAUGGAAGAAUUGAAUUGUGUCUUUUCUAAACUGCUGAUUUCACUUUCCUUUUGUGUUAAAGAUGCCAUUAUUAUUUAAUGGGUUACUAAAGUUUCUGUUUGCAACUUUUAGAAGCUUGAAAAGUAGUGAAAUGAUGAUAACAAUA
Nicotiana attenuata is the source of this 902-nucleotide messenger RNA. RefSeq names its product axial regulator YABBY 4. Gene Ontology annotation, biological process: polarity specification of adaxial/abaxial axis; plant ovule development; cell fate commitment. The transcript has 7 exons. NCBI's taxonomy places the organism in Eukaryota, Viridiplantae, Streptophyta, Magnoliopsida, Solanales, Solanaceae. Gene Ontology annotation, cellular component: nucleus. The coding region runs from base 81 to 725 and encodes 214 amino acids. The record is from RefSeq and is a predicted model, not a curated record.